Molecule: messenger RNA, 1491 nt
Organism: Sorghum bicolor (sorghum)
Lineage: Eukaryota; Viridiplantae; Streptophyta; Magnoliopsida; Poales; Poaceae
Product: leucine-rich repeat extensin-like protein 3
Exons: 7
Coding region: 16-1008 (330 amino acids)
Source: RefSeq, a predicted model, not a curated record
CGUUCUCGUUAUAAAAUGACGGCACCGGAGCAGGGCCGAGCCGUCGUCUUUCUGACUCGUCGUGCACCCACCGCAUCAACAUCAGAUCCCCGCUCCACGGUCUCCUCCUUCCUAGACGAGAUCCCUCUUCUCCUCCCGCUCCGACCCCCACCCCACUCCGGCCACCUCCGCAUGUCAAUCCAUGGGCUGAUACUCGAAGUCAGAGUCACCGGGUGCCGGAAGCUGCGGGACACGGAGUUCUUCACCCGCCAGGACCCCUACGUCGUCCUCGAGUACGCCACCACCAAGCUCCGCACCCGCACCUGCACCGAUGGGGGAAGAAACCCAACUUUCGAUGAGAAGUUCCAUAUACCCCUCAUUGAAGGGCUCCGCGAGUUGAAUGUUACUGUAUGGAACAGUAACACAUUAACCCAUGAUGACUUCAUCGGCAAUGGCAGAGUGUAUCUGCACAAGGUGCUCACAAAUGGCUAUGAUGACUCCUCAUGGUCACUUCAAACACGCCACAUGAGAUCUGCUGGGGAGGUGAAGCUCAUUAUGCAUGUUGAUGUCUCAGCAAUGAAGAACAAGAUGGGUAAAAGUGUUGCCGCAUCAAGUGCACAUCCUGUUCCUGCACUUUCAAUGCGAGUCCCAACCCCAGCCCCAGCCCCAGCUCCUGCUCCUGCUCCUGCUCCUGCUCCAGCACCAGCACCAGCACUAGCAUCAGCGAUUCCAUACACAGGAGUCACACCUUCAUACCCACCCGUUUCACCAUAUCCUGCUGCAACCGCAUACCCUGCUUACCCAACUCCUAGCCAUGCACCAUAUACCACUGCAGAAUAUCCACCACCUCCACAGCAACCAUACCAGCCCCCACCUGCUGGAUACCCUCCAUCCUAUCCACCGCAACCAUAUGAGCAAUCUUACCCACCGCAACCAUAUGGGCAACAACCAUACCCGCCCCCGCCGGCAGCACAGUCCCCGUAUCCACCUGCUCCUUACCCUGGUACUUAUCCACCAAGACCCUAUUGAUAUAGCAGCGUCAGUAACGAUCUCUGGUAGAGGCAUCAAAAGCAUCAGAUAACAGCAUUGAUGCUAUGUGAUAUGCACCUCAGUGUGGAUUCUUUACUCUUCUAGUCAUUUAUUUGGUUAUGUUCCUAACAAAUGCUACCAACCGUCACUGAGUUGUUGCACAUCUAUCACAAAUCAGUUAAAGUUCAGACCAUCCUAUAUUGCUUUGCAGUGGGUUUGGCUUAGGGACCAGACCCAGCUUCCGUCUGUCUUGGAAGCACGUCUGACUGUUCUGUAACCACACAAUUGUACAUAGCAAUGGUAACCUGUGAAGUCUGCUUUUCCAAACGGCAAUAAAUUUGCCUUCAGUGAAGGACACCUUCUUGCUGAAACUUUGAAUGUAUUUGUAAUGUAACAGUCAAUAAAUUUGUUUCGGUGAUGAAAGUUGUUCACGUGUGGUGGUUUGAGAAGUGGCAUUUUCCAUGUCUUUUCUUUUCUCUGCCA